AUGAACUCAGUUCAACGAAAUGUGACCGCCACACUGGACAGAGAAAAUAGAAUUGUCAAAGUUUACGUUGCUGUUGAGUACGAAGUGUACACGUCAUACAAAUCUGAUGUAAACAAAACGGCCCGUAUUAAAGCAACUUUAUUUGCUGAAGCAAGCAAGUACUACCAGGAAAGAGAUAUUCUAAUAACAAUCUUGGGUCUAGAAAUUUGGAACAUUUCAAAAAUAACGUUGAAACCAAACGCCACACAACAUGAUUUGUUAAACGAAUAUGACUUAUAUAACAAGAAAUACAUUAUACCAAACAAUCCUGGUCUAGAUACUUCAAUGCUUGUCGUGUGA
Molecule: messenger RNA, 339 nt
Organism: Helobdella robusta
Lineage: Eukaryota; Metazoa; Annelida; Clitellata; Rhynchobdellida; Glossiphoniidae
Exons: 3
Coding region: 1-339 (112 amino acids)
Biological process (GO): proteolysis
Molecular function (GO): metalloendopeptidase activity
Source: RefSeq, a predicted model, not a curated record